Gekko japonicus is the source of this 1427-nucleotide messenger RNA. Its product is annotated as IQ domain-containing protein E-like. The record is from RefSeq and is a predicted model, not a curated record. Lineage: Eukaryota; Metazoa; Chordata; Lepidosauria; Squamata; Gekkonidae. Gene Ontology annotation, molecular function: melanocortin receptor binding; neuropeptide hormone activity. Gene Ontology annotation, cellular component: extracellular region. The annotation marks the transcript as partial. The transcript has 11 exons. Gene Ontology annotation, biological process: positive regulation of melanin biosynthetic process; melanosome organization; hormone-mediated signaling pathway.
AUCCAGCGACUCCAAGCCCUCCUGGUGAAGGCCAAGUCGACGGAACGGAAGUCUCCUCCCGAGAGCAGGCACCAGAAGGUACUCAACGCUGCCGUCCUGCAGUUAUCCAGGAGCGUCAAAGAACUGCAAGAGGAGAACCAGAGCCUCAAAGCAGACCUGCAGCAGGUGCUGAGACGCUCCCCGGCCUCCAAUAAAGCAAAGAAUUACACGGAGUGGAGCCGGCAGAGGCUGGUGCGGCAGAUUUCGAAGCUGGAAAAAAUGGAGAACGCCCAGCCGCAGCUCUCGGAGACCGGCACGGUGCCGUCCCUCACCCCACCCGCUUCUUCCCGCCUGGAUCGGCCGGCUGCUAAGGGAUCGGAGGCCCCGGGCGAGUGCGACCACGCCUGCAGGCUGGCGAAGAAGCUGCAAGGCCAACGGGUCGUCCUCCGGAAUCAGCUGGCGGCAAAAGAGGAAGAGGUCCAGAAGCUGAAAGAGAAGAUGAGCGAACUGGAGGCCAAGCACGGAGUGACCCGCGGACAGGACGGGCUCGAGAGCACGGGGCCUCCCCUUCAGAGCCGGCCGGAAUCGUCCACCAGCAGUCACCGAUCCCACCCGGGAAGUGUGCCACAUUCAAGGAGUUCACACUCUGGUCGUUCGCCACCGCAUUCUCCCCCGCAUCACAGGAAGGAACGAGCAGCUCGAAUCAUCCAAAGGCGGUGGAGGGCGUAUAAAGCCAAGAUGGAAGAGAUGGAGCUGGAGAAGGUGGCCGUUGGCCUCCAAGCGGCUUUCAGGGGACAUCUGGCUCGGCUACAACUGUUGGCCAGCGAUGCACAAGGUCGGAAUUCUCCCAGCGCUGGAAACAAGAACUUAUUGUCCGGGCCCCACUCUUCAAGAUCGGCGCCAGGUGGCAAAGCAGACCCCGAGGACCUGAGGCUCAUCCAGUCUGUUUUCAGGGCUCACAGUGCACGGACGCAGGUGGAGGAAAGGCCGACAGUGUCUUGCCCCGUGAGCGAGGAGGCACGUCCAGAUGCUGACCUUGGAGAGAGAAAGCCGGUCUGGUCAGCGUUCAAGUCUUCCCCUUUAGUCUUCACCUCCACAAGCCCAGCCCCCUCCUCCCCGUGUUGCCUGCGGCCCUCUCCUGCGCCACCGGCGGACGAGGCGUCUUCAGAUGAUUCCGACGAUAUCAUCACCGUGUCUCCAUCGCCAGGGAAGAAAAAAGGGCCCUUGGAUUUCAGCGGCUCUCCGACACCUUCUGUCCUGCGCUCCUAGCGGCCGGUGGGCGCUCAGCCUGGUCUACGCAUGCUGCAGGACGGCGGGGUGGAAUUGACCGUACCACUUCCAGACUGCGGGGGCGGGGGGUCGCAUUUUGGACCACUCCGUUGCAUAGACGGUUCCUUGCCGAUAGGAACACAGAGCUGGAAAGGACCUCAAGGGUCAUCUGGUCUGCC